Molecule: messenger RNA, 7208 nt
Organism: Nilaparvata lugens (brown planthopper)
Lineage: Eukaryota; Metazoa; Arthropoda; Insecta; Hemiptera; Delphacidae
Product: ATP-binding cassette sub-family G member 4
Exons: 11
Coding region: 907-2880 (657 amino acids)
Cellular component (GO): plasma membrane
Molecular function (GO): ATP binding; ATP hydrolysis activity; ABC-type transporter activity
Source: RefSeq, a predicted model, not a curated record
AGUCCCCCGUUCGGUGCUUUCUGCUUUGCUCUAUGCACUGCUCUGCUUCAGUGAGCGUUCAACCAUCGUUUGGGAAGCAGUAGAACUGCGCCCGUCGUGCGAGUGUGUGCCAGCGUGCUUGCGUGUGUGCGGUCGGUAGAUUUCUGUAACAGAAAGAACUUUCUUUCUGACGAUCUGACUGAUGGUGCGACUCUUUUGCUUUUUUCGAUGAAAAUAUUCAUUUAUAAACGCGCGUCUGUGUGGUAGACGAAGUGUUUGCUCAGAAAAAGUUAUUUGUUUACCAAAAACGCGUGUCAUAGUGGUAUGUAUGUUACUGUAGGCCGGUUGAUUGGUGAAUUUAUUGGAUUGUGCUUGAAUAGUUCAUGGAGGAGAUACUCCGAAUUUAAAUGUUCGAUCGCAAAUGUAGUAUGAAAAAAUUAUAUAGGUAAUAUUGAUGUUUUCAAAAAUAAUUAUAUUACAGCUGAAGUACGUUUUUUAAAAUAAUAGAUAGCUGCAGUGAUUCAUAGUUGUUUAUUAUUGUUAUCAAUGGGAACUGUUCGAGGUGUGUUCGAGUGAUAGCAAUUCAUUAUCGAAGUGCUAGUUUGACUAUUGAAACUGUCGUUUGUUUCCAAUACAUUUAUCCAGAAAUUGAGAAACUAUGACAACUGAAUCUAGUUUAUUCUUCAAAGUUAAUGAAAACUAAAAAACACUCCAGAAUAAAGAAACGAUAUUUUGGGUGUUUACAAUCAAUGUGACUGUUGAAUUUGCUUCCUUGUUUGAUGGGUCCAGAAUUAUUAUUGUUGAAAAAUUGGGAGAUUGAAAUCCAUGACAUUUAAAUUUAUUCUGAACUAAAUAUAGUAGUUCUGAAGCUGCACAUAUCUUCUGCAUUAGACUUGCCAAUAGUUUGAUAUUUAGAAAAGUGUUAAAAUGACAGCGUCCACAUCAUCAGCAUUGGAGAAUAUUGUUGAAGUUUUGCCAUGUCCAGGAGAGGAGCCGUUAGCGGGGUACAGCGGCGAAAGGGUCACCAAGGGGGCACUAGCGACUGCCAGCCGUCAUCCACCCGUACCCGUCACAAGGAUUCCAACCCGGCUCGGACUGACCACGCUCACCAGAAUGGCCAAGCGACCCGCUGUCGACAUCGAGUUCCAGGACCUCUCUUACACAGCUGGUCAGUCCUCUAUUUACACUUUCUUUUUUUGCCUGAGAAUAAUACCACAAACAAAUGGAGUGUCGGGAAGUAUUCUGACGAACGGAUUUCCACGACAAAUCAAGCUGUUUAAUAAGCUGUCUUCGUACAUAAUGCAAGAGGAUCUACUACAGCCAAACCUCACAGUCAGGGAAUCCAUGAUGAUCGCAGCUAGACUCAAACUCGGAAACGAAUUGUCUGACAGAGAUAAGAAUGCUGCAGUGCGAGAAAUCCUUGUGACGUUGGGCUUGACUAAGUGUGCGGAUACAUUCACAGACAGACUGUCGGGUGGCCAGAGAAAGAGGGUGUCCGUGGGACUCGAACUCGUCAAUAACCCGCCAGUUAUAUUUUUAGAUGAACCAACCACGGGUCUAGACAUAGUAGCCAUCAAUAACUGCAUAGAACUGUUGAAGGAGCUGUCAAGCCAGGGCAGAACAAUCGUUUGCACCAUUCACCAGCCGACUGCUUCCAUGUUCAACAUGUUCGACAAUGUGUACAUGCUUGCCAAGGGCCAAUGCAUCUACCAUGGCACUUCACACCAACUGGUGCCUUUUCUUAGUAAUUGCAACCUCGACUGUCCUGCCACCUACAAUCCAACUGAUUUCGUUUUCGAAGUUUUGGAAUCAAAUGCAGAAUUUAUCAAAGUAAUGAACUCUGAGAUACAAAAUGGUAGAGUCAUCUGGUUGGAUCCAACCGAUAAUCCUGAGCCAAAGUCAAAAUUGUGUAGAAAAGAUACACUAGCUGUUAUACCCAAUGUUAUUGGCUCGGAUAGUGCAAUACACUUCCCGACAACAUUUUUCGAACAAGUAACGAUAUUGCUGAGAAGAAUGAUGAAACAGAAAUGGAGGAAUUCGACUGCCAUGAGGUUGCAGAUGAUCCAUCAUUUGUUUUCUGGACUGAUUGUUGGUUCCAUAUUCUAUGGAAUUGGAAAUAACGCCAGCAAGCCGUUUGAAAACUUCAAAUUCGUUCUUUGUGUUGCUGUUUUCUUCAUGUACACACAUGUUAUAACACAUAUCUUGACUUUGCCAAAUGAAAUCAAAAUCAUGAAAAGAGAGUAUUUCAACCGAUGGUAUGGACUCAAAGCCUAUUUCACGGCGCUCACCCUUCAUACAGUUCCUACUACCAUAAUUUUGGGUAUGAUAUUCAACACAAUCGUAUACAUAAUGGCGGAUGAACCAUUAGAGCUGCCCAGGUUUAUAUGGUUCAGUUCAUUCACAAUCAUGGUGGCUCUUGUCUCAGAAGGACUCGGAGUGCUCAUCGGAUGUAACUUCAACUGCACUAACGGAGCCGUAGUGGGUCCAUCAGUAAUGGCACCAAUACUUAUGAUCGCCAUUCACGGAAUGGGGUACGGAUUACACAUAAAGCCGUUCAUGAAGAGUCUGAUGAACAUGAGCUUCAUUCGCAUAGCAGUGGUGGGCAUAGUGACGAGUCUCUAUCAGAAUGGGCGUGGCCCGAUGGAGUGCAAAGCCCAGGUGCAUCCCUACUGCCACUACCGCGACCCCUACAUGCUGGUCAGGGAUCUCGGCAUGACCAAUCAGAGCUCGGUCAAUCAGAUUAUCGGCCUAGUCGGCUUUCUACUCUUGUUCAGGAUGGCCGCCUUUUUGACUCUCAGGUACACACUCAUGACUGACAUUAGAAGUCAAGUGUUCGCCUAUACUAAGAAAAUAUUCAAACGCAACAAGGAGAAGCGUAUGUUGUUGUCUGAUGAGAAGUAGAAAAAUCAAUCGUUAUCAAAAAAUAUUGGAGAGUUGCACAACAUCAAAACUAUACAAUUAAUUAUUAAAACUAUUUAAAAAUGAAAGCUAUUUUUAAAAUUAUGUCAGAGGAUAGAAAUAAGAAAUAUUUCCACAUUAAAUCAAGUGACAGUAGAAUAUUGCACCUAUACAGAGUACAUUACAGUAGAGCACCAAUUAUCUGGACAUCGGUUAUCCGGACGUCCGCUGGGUGAAAAAAUUGACAUCCCCUAAAAACCCAACCUAUUUGUAUUUCAAGCGGUCCGCCGCAAUCAAGCACUACCUCCGUAGACAAAGCCAUAGUGCAUGACAGGUGGUUGAUGGUAACGUCAGCACAGGUAGGGCUCCUACUCCAAUAAAAACACUAGCUGAUAUAGAUCAUCUUAAAUCAACAAUUUUUCAUUGGUGUAGGAGCCCUACCUGUGCUGACGUCACCAGAAUGCACUAUGACUUUGUUUAUGGAGGUAGUGAAUCAAGUUGCAGUACAAUAUUUUAAUUCACAAAAUGUUUGCAUUACUCUACCUUGAAUCACACAACAUAGAGCAUAUUUAAACUAGAAUGCAAAUGAAAGAUGAGUGCAUCCAAGUAUUAUUACAUACUAAUGAGUAGGUACUGUAGGCCAGAAUGCGCAUAGUUUUAAUUAUGUCUACACUCAAGAGCUAAGAUAAAAUCGAGUUGAAUCGAUUAUCCAGAUUAUCAGUUAUCCGGACACUGUCAUGCAUCAAUUAGGUACUCCGGAUAAUCGGUGUUUUAUUGCACUUCUUCGGGAUAUAAAGAUGUUAUUAUAUACACAAUUAGUUUUAUUGAUGAGAAGACCCUUUAAGAAUACGACUGGCUAAUUAAAUUCGCUAUUUUGAUAUUGUUUUAAAAAACAAAAUUAUCAGUAUUUUUUUCUUUUUACAAUGUUGAAGGGUAAGGUAGGCGAAUUACUUUCAAACUACACUACUAUUAUACGCAUUAAUACAGAAUAUGGUGUGAAUGGUAUUUAUAUUUUUUACAAAGAAUAUAAAAAUGCGUACGUCUACGAAUUUACUCUCUUCGGUUUAAUUUCCUUGGCACUUAUAUCGAGAAAACUGGAUUAUUUCUAUCAGUUUAAUGCAUAAUAUAAUUUUUGUGAUUUAAUGAUAAUAAAACCAGAGUAGAGUUUUCACAGUUUCAUGAUGUUGGAUGUGUAAGCAAUGACAGUUUUGUUUUGGUAUCUUGAAUGUUAGUGUCACCUGACUGAUGCAUUCGCAUUACAAUAACAUAAUAGUGUCAAUUCAAAACAACCUGUUCAUUACUACUGUAAUGUUGAUUACUUUUGCAUUGGGAUUAAUUAAAAAACUAUUCUCCCUAAGAAUCAAGUCAAAUGAAUCCUAUGGAAUCAAUAAAAUAGUAUUAAUGUGUCUUAUGCAAAACAUUAUUAAGAAAGGAGACAACAUUUUUACUUUCCUUGCCCUAUUAACAUAGGUAAGGAAAGUAUUGCUUUCCGAGAAAAAUUAAGGUACCACAAUUUCUAAAUUUCUAUACGUUUCAAGGUCCCCUGAGUCCGAAAAAGUGAUUUUUGGGUAUUGGUCUGUGUGUGUGUGUGGUGUGUGUGUGUGUGUGUGUGUGUGUGUGUGUGUGUGUGUGUAUUGUGCGUCUGUGUACACGAUAUCUCAUCUCCCAGUUUACGGAAUGACUUGAAAUUUGGAACGUAUGUUCCUUACACUAUAAGGAUACGGCACGAACAAUUUCGAUCAAAUGCAAUCCAAGAUGGCGGCUAAAAUGUUGUCAAAAACAGGGUUUUUUGCGAUUUUCUCGAAAACGGCUCCAACGAUUUUGAUCAAAUUCAUACCUGAAAUAGUCAUUGAUAAUAUCUAUCAACUUCAACAAGUCCUAUAUCUGUAAAAAAUUCAGGAGCUCCACCCCAUCCAUGCAAAGUUUGAUUUUAGAUUCUCAAUUAGCAGCCUUCAUAUACAAUUUAAACAAAAACUUUCAAGUGGAAAAGAUUGAGCAUGAAAAUCUCUGCAAUUAAUGUUCAGUAACAUUUCCACCUAAAAUUGAAAAUGAGCUUGAAAUUCCAAAAAAAUGUGAUAUUAAAUUGCAAACUGUUAGCAAUUAUUGGUUCUAUUAAAUCAUUCACUACGAAGAGAUAGCAGACCUCAUGUGUCUCCAGCGUUAUUGUCCUAUCACCAGCUGUCUCAUAUCUUUGAAUAGUAGAUUUGAGAUGCGCGAGAAAACUGGCGUAAGGUGAUAAAUUUUCAUAACGGCAAGGAAAGUUGUGUGAGUGCGCCACACCAGAUUUUUGUAAAUAAAGUGUGUGUGUGUGUGUGUGUGUGUGGUGUGUGUGUGUGUAUGAGUAUUUUUAUAUUUUUUGUUUCCUUCAUUAUUAUUCCACUGAUUGUUAGUUUUAGAAAAAUAUUACAAGAAUUCCUGCAUUUAGGUACACUUUGCUUGAUAUUUAUAAGAUGUACUGUAUUGUUGUUUCGAUGAUGUUUUAUUUGAAUUAAUUUUAAAUGGUUAUAAAUAAUGCCAUUGAAGAGAUGUUUGUUCUUUGUAAUUAUAUUUAUUGCGUUCAAUUAUUGAACAUUAUUUAUGUACGUGUUGUAUUUAUAAUCUAACUAUACCAUUAUAAAUGCUUACUGAAUUAAUAUUUAUAACGGUACACAUUUAUCUUAGCUCAAAUACCAUUCUAAUAGAAUUUUCAAGAACUUGAGAAAUAUGUUAAUUAAAAUGGCAUUGCUAGGAAGCGCAACAGUAUUAUUAGAACAUGACAAUGUACAUAACUAUUUUUCAAAAUAAUAUGUAAAAAAUAUACAUGAUGUUUUUUUAUGAUUAUCUUGAUGUUUCGGCUGAAAGCGUAAUUGUAUUCAAAAUGUGUUUUAUGUACGGUAAAUGCCAACAAAGAGUAUCACUUGAAGACAGAUAGGCCUAUGAUAAGAAUUGGUAAGACUCAUGAAAAUAUCGAACAGCUUUUACUUCCGAAACUAUUAACUAGAUUUAUUUGGAAACGGGCUACACAAAUUGUAUAUUUCUAUAAUCUAUUUCUUCUUAAUUGCAAAUUGUAUAAUUUUUUUAAAUAAUAUUUAUGAUUUGGGAUAUUCAUUAGAGAUUGAGUUUUGUAAAUUAUUUGUAAUAAUGAUGUCUAUUAUAAUGUUUCACGGAGAUUAUUCAAUCCGACUGAAUUUCAAAGCACAUUACAUCAACUUGAACACUCACUUCCAAGUAUUUAAGUAUUUGUGCAAUGAAGUUUAGGAACUUAAAAUAAUGAUAAAGUGAUUAACUGUGAUAGUGUGGUGUAAAUAUCUAGGGAAUUGAAAAAUAUCGUUGGAAUUGAUAUUAACGAAGAUAAGAACCUGUUUUCAUCAUUCAAAAUCAUCAUUUUUAAGUUGUGAGAGGUGUAUUAGUAGUAAUCAAUUAGGUACAUUUUGUGAUAGUCCUAUGAUAAAGGUUUUUAUAUAGUGUGAUUGUAAAGUUAUGCCACCAAACGAUGAACGUUUUUAGCUUUAGUUUGCGCAGCCUUUCAAUCACUCUAUAUGCUUUGUGUAAGUUCAAGAAACUUUGAAUUAGAAAAGUUGAAAGUUUACUAUUAGAAGCCUCGUCGGGAAAAAAAUUAUUAUAAAAUUUUAUUGCGAUCCUUCUCAUCUCGAACUUCUUCAUCAAAACUCAGUUGAGUUUUGUAAGUUGUAUUAACUAUAUUGUCAUUGAAUAUAUUCAAUAAGUUUAAAAGAUCCGCAAAUGGAGGUUUUAGACGAAUCAUCAAUGUUUGGAAGAAUAUUAUUGAAUGUCUAAUUUAUUGCUGUGUUGAAAUUCAUAUGGAAAAUUGAUGAUAGGUCAAUGAUGUAUGUAAAAUCUACUAUGUAUUACAAAAUAAUUAUAAUACAGCGAACAAUAAUUAUUAUUAUUUGGUUAUAAAUUUUGCCUCCAAAUAGAGUAAGAUAGGAUGGCUCAACAUUAUUGCAUACUUUACAUUGGAAGACCUAAAAUAUUUCUCAUCAUUUAUAAACUUAAAAAAUUGAGUAAAAUUAUUCGUUUUUGUUUUCAAAUAGUGUAAAGUCUAGAGAGGCCUAAAUUUAUUCAGAAAGUUUUUUGUUGAUAAAUUUUUAAUGUAAGAUUAUCGAAAAAAUACAUGAAUUGUGAAAUUGAAAUUAUUGCCGUAUUCAAUAAGGGAUAAAAUCUACUGAUAUGGAUUCAAUUGUACCAUGCUUUUAUUCCAAUCAGACAAGUUUUGUAUCUAUUCUAACUUACUGAUCUCAUAAUAGAUUUGUGAGAUGUUUUCAGACGUCUAUUUAUGGAAUACGGUUGUACUUUAUAAAUAAUUUUCAUUCGAAUAAAUUUUCUCAUGAAUA